Messenger RNA from Aphidius gifuensis, 1600 nucleotides. It is a transcript of the gene OXA1L, whose product is annotated as mitochondrial inner membrane protein OXA1L. NCBI's taxonomy places the organism in Eukaryota, Metazoa, Arthropoda, Insecta, Hymenoptera, Braconidae. Gene Ontology annotation, molecular function: membrane insertase activity. Gene Ontology annotation, cellular component: mitochondrial inner membrane. Bases 101 to 1435 code for a protein of 444 amino acids. The transcript has 7 exons. Gene Ontology annotation, biological process: mitochondrial respiratory chain complex IV assembly; protein insertion into mitochondrial inner membrane from matrix. The record is from RefSeq and is a predicted model, not a curated record.
GUGUUUGAUUUCAAUUUUUAAUAUUGACUUAAAAAUUUGUCGGUUUUUUAAUGAAUAAUAAUUAUUUUAAAAGUUGAAUAUUAAUAAUAAUAUAAAUAAAAUGUUGUCAAGAUCAGCAAUAUGUAUGAAUCAUCGUAUAUUAUCAAAAAAACUUGUAUCUUCACAGGAUAUUAUGACAUACCGAUCAAUUCAUAUGACAUACAGAAUAACAAGUGGUUUAAAAAAUAAAAAUAUACUGAAUAAAUUAUCAAGGUACUCACCAUUACUGAGUUCAUCAUUUGUUCGAAGCAUCAGUGAUAAUUCAUCAAAUAAUGUUGAAACACAAACAGCAUUACCAUCAUCACCAUCGUCAGGUAUUGAUCAAGCCAUUCAAGAAACCCAAGAAUCAACAGCAACAUCAGCUAUUAUCAACAAUAUAACACCAGAAUCAGUACCAACUAAUUUAUUUGAUAAAAUACCAGAUGCUCCAUUGCCACCAGUUGUUGAAGCAAUUGACAUAAUAAAAGAUGCUGGUGAAGCAAGUUUUGCAUCAAUUGGUCUUGGUGGAUGGUCACCAGUUGGUAUUGUUCAACAACUGUUAGAAUUUGUACAUAUUGGCUGGGGUAUACCAUGGUGGGGAACAAUUGCACUUGGUACUAUUUGUGUUAGAUCACUUAUGUUUCCUCUAGUUAUUUUGGCACAACGUAAUGCUGCUAAAAUGCAUAAUUCAUUACCUGGAAUGCAAAAAAUACAAGAAAAAAUAACAGAGGCUAGAAAUUGUGGUGAUAAUAUGGAAGCUGCUAGAGCAACUCAAGAAUUGAUGUGGUACAUGAGCAGUCAUGGUUGUAAUCCAAUGAAAAAUUUGAUUGUUCCAAUCUGCCAGGCACCAGUAUUUAUAUCAUUCUUUUUUGCAUUAAAAGGAAUGGCUAAUUUACCAGUUGACAGUAUGAGACAUGGUGGUCUUUGGUGGUUUACUGAUUUAACUAUACCUGAUCCAUAUUACAUAUUGCCAGUAGUAACAGCAGCAUCAUUGGGACUUAUAUUAAAAAUUGGUGUUGAUGGACCAAAGCUUGAAUCAAUGGGAGCUCUCAGAUAUAUUAUACAAGCAUUACCAUUUAUUAUUCUUCCAUUUACUGUUAAUUUUCCUGGUGCUAUCGUUUGGUACUGGACAUCAACAAAUUUAUUUUCCAUGGCACAAGUUGGUAUACUUAGAAUACCAAAAGUACGUAAUUUUUUUAAAAUAGCUGCACAAGUUGAACAUCCACCAUCUGUAUUAAAACCAAAAAAAAAUAUGAAACAAGGACUUCAAGAAUCUUGGACAAACAUGAGAUUGGCUAGAGAAUUGGCUGAUCGUCAGUCACUUGAUAGAAUGCAAUUUCAUAAAGCUGGACGUGGACCUAUUGAAAAAACAUAUUCAUAUAAUCCAACAGAAUUACAUAAAAAUAAAAAAGAAUAAUCUAUUAAUAACAAUUAUUAAUAAUAAUAAAAAAAAAAAGAUCUUUAAAAUGAUUUUGUACAGUUUUUAACACAAAAAUUAAAAUAAAUAGUUGACAAUGAUGAUGAAAAUUAAUUUUCAAUUUUUUUAUUCAACUAAUAAUAAUAUUAUGUAAUAAUAAAAAUA